Protobothrops mucrosquamatus (brown spotted pit viper) is the source of this 3705-nucleotide messenger RNA. It is a transcript of the gene NPHS1, whose product is annotated as NPHS1 adhesion molecule, nephrin. Lineage: Eukaryota; Metazoa; Chordata; Lepidosauria; Squamata; Viperidae. The record is from RefSeq and is a predicted model, not a curated record. Gene Ontology annotation, molecular function: cell adhesion molecule binding. The transcript has 28 exons. Bases 1 to 3705 code for a protein of 1234 amino acids. Gene Ontology annotation, biological process: cell-cell adhesion. Gene Ontology annotation, cellular component: cell-cell junction.
AUGCUUCAGCAGGUUUUCCGUCUGGAGCCGGAGAACGUCACCAUUCUCGAAGGGGAGACAGCGCUGCUGAAGUGUGAGGUGGAGAACCCCUCUGGCAUUGUGCAAUGGGUGAAGGACGGGCUUUUACUGGGCCCCAACUGGAGCAUCCCUCGGUUCCCCCGUUACAGCAUGAUGGGUGAGGCUAGCAAAGGGAUAUAUAACCUGCAAGUAAUAAACAGCCAGCUGGAAGAUGAUGCCUUGUAUGAAUGCCAGGUUGGACCCACAGAGAAAAGCACUGGCAUAAUUUCCCGUGGAGUGCAACUGACAGUGCUUGUUCCCCCCAAAAGGCCACUUUUUGUAGAGUACGAGGCUAACAGCAUGGUGACUUGGAUUGCUGGCACUGAAUACACCCUGCACUGCCAAGUGCAGGAUGCUCGACCACCAGCUGAGAUCACUUUCUGCAAAGCUGACAAAGAACUGGCAGAUGUGACAUCUACUAUCCAGCCUGGCUCUGCAGCCAAACUCUUCAGCACUGAGGCCAUGCUGAGGUUCACCCCUCAGAGUUCAGACAACAAGGAACUGCUGACCUGCAGAGCUGCUAACUCAGUGACUUUAAUACCAGUCAUUGUCAGCUUCACGAUGAACAUCCUGUUCCCACCUCAGCUGCCUGUAAUCAAGGGCUACACUGGAGCUGUUGUAAAAAACAAGGAACUGAAACUGACUUGCAUUUCUCCAAGUGGGAAUCCUCUUGCUACACUGCAGUGGCUGAAGAAUGAUGAAGUCAUCUCUAGGAAUUGGGAGACAAACGAUGCCAACCAAUUAUCCCAAAGUUCCUUGAGCCUUAAAAUCGCACCGGAUGACAACAUGGCUGUAGUGAGCUGUCAGGCCCUGAACCAAGUUUUAUCUCUGCCCUUGCAAUCCAGCAUUGUUCUGAAAGUGACCUUUCCUCCAGAGCAUGUGAAAAUCAUAGGCUCCAGCAGCACUGAAGAAAACCAAGAGAUCUUCCUGACCUGUUCCACUUCCACAAGCAAUCCGCCUGUGAUGCUACGUUGGUGGCUGGGAUGGAGGGAGCUCAACGCUACCGAAAUUGCCAUUUCAGAGGCAGAGUUUGGAGGAAUGGUCACUGAGUCCAAUCUGACGUAUAUAGCAUAUCGAGAGGACAAUGAUCUGCCCUUGAUCUGUGAGGCCUUCAACGAAGCCAUCAUGUAUACCAAGAGUGCUUCUGUUACUCUCAGAGUGACAUACCCACCUCAGAACAUCUGGCUUAAUGUGCCUCCACCGGAGACAUAUUUUCGAGCUGGCACUGAAAUCAAACUCAUUUGUUUUGCCAGUGGUGGGAAACCUUUGCCUCGUCUUGAGUGGUACAAGGUACAAAAGCACUUUAACCUCCUCUUCUCCUUGGUGGUCCAUGAGACCACAGUAACAUGCACGCUUGCUGGAGGAAUUCGAGUACAGCUGCAGCAAUCUCAUCAGAGUGGACUUUUGAAGCCUUGUCCAGGCAAGCAAGAUAUCAAGUUAGUAAGGGAAGGAACAUCUUCAGCCUCAUCCGGGAAUAUUAUUUCCAAGGAGUUGGUCUUGACUACUACUCCCAGUGACAACAUGGCAACCUACCGUUGCAAUGCCACAGGUCCUCCCAAGACUCCUGCACUCACUGCAUAUACUAGUUUGCUGGUCCAGUACCCGCCUCUGCAUGCAACCAUUACAGUGACAGCUGAAAAGGUGAGACGUGGCCAAUCGGUGACACUGACCUGCAAAUCAGGCAGCAGCAACCCUCCUGCUCGUCUCACUUGGCUCAAAGAUGGAAAAAGGCUGGAUGCCAUUAAUUUAGGGCAAAGGAAAGCAGAAUAUGGAGGCUUCUCCACUUCAGAAAGGGUGACUCUGGUGAUGUCAUCUGCAGAUCAUGGGGAAAGGGUGGGAUGCUAUGCCUACAGCUCCGUUCUCUCGGAAGGUGUGAAUACCUUCUACCAGCUUACAGUCCUAUUUCCUCCAGAGUUCUCCCCUGAGCAGACCCACCUAGUGAAAGCCGUGGAGCAUGGGUCUUCCCAGUUGCCCCUUUUGGUUUCUGCCAGUCCUCCUGAGAUUACCUAUCGCUGGAGUUUCCUUGGAGAGAUGAUCUUAACAGAGGGUUCCCCACGGUACCACUUGCGGGAUGGUGGAUCUCUGGAGAUCUGGAAUGUGACUCGAGCUGAUGCCGGCAAAUACAGGAUCCACUGUGAGAAUGCAGAAGGACAAAAUGAAACAACCAUCACUCUAGACGUGCACUAUUCACCAUCCAUCCGCAGCAUUGCAGAUCCAACGUACGUGGACCUGGGGGACACAGCUGAAAUUGUGUGCCAGGCUGAUGCCAACCCCAUACCAAAUUUCCAGUGGACGUGGCUGGGUGAUUUGGAGCGCAGCCUGGAAGAUUUGGGCCUUGAACUAUUGUCUGAAGGAUUGGUGGGCACCCUGCGGGUCCAGGGAGCCCAACGAACACAUGCUGGACUAUAUGAGUGUCAAGUAGAUAAUGACAUCUCCCCAGCAGCCAAGAGCAGUGCUCGUUUGAUUGUGCGAUACCCACCAGAAAUCAUCAAGGGCCCUGGGCAGAGGAAAGUGGCAGCUUCGGGUGAUGGAAGAAGCCACGCUGUGCUUCAGUGCAGUGCUCAGGGUGUGCCCGGGGUGCUCUUCAGCUGGGCCAAGAACGGGGUCUCCCUCGAUCUCCAGAGCCCCAGGUAUAGUGUGGUCACAAGCUAUGAGGAUUCUUUACACACCAGCACUUUAACCAUUGCCAAUGUCAGCGCAAUGCUUGACUAUGCCAUCUUCACCUGCACAGCCAACAAUGAUCUGGGCACAGAUGCUCUUGAUAUUCAGCUACUUAGCACCAGUCGUCCUGACCCACCAACGGGGUUCAAGGUUAUCAGUGUAGCUCAUAAUUGGUUGGCUUUGGAAUGGACCCCAGGUUUUGAUGGAGGGCUCCAGCAAAGCUUUCGUGUCAGAUAUCAUUGGCCCGGGGCUCCCAGCUUUCUGUACGUGGAUGUCUUUCCACCACAAUCUCCAACUUUUACACUGACUGGACUGCAGCCAAACACCCCCUAUAAUGUCUCUGUCAAUGCACGCAAUGCUCUUGGAGAGAGUGAUUUUGCAGAUGAAGGUGCAGGGCUGAGCAUCACCACAGAAGAAAGCUCCAUGUUGCCACUUCCCCUUGUUGUGCUCCUCGGUGGUCUAGGAGGGUUUCUGAUAGUUUCCAACUUGUUUUUGCUUGGCUGCUUAAUCUUCAGAAAGAGAGCUCUGGCUCCCAAAGGAGAUGGGAUUGAAAGAUCAACCAGGGGGAAAGUGAGAUUUGGGAACAGCUACACGAUGAGCAAAUGGCUGAAAGUUGGUGGGCAACCGGCACAGCUGGAGGGGUACAGUUCAGAGGGCAGUUCUACCAAGACAUCAGCCACUCUCUCUACAGCCACCACAGAUACUAGUGUUACAGAUCCCAACAUCUCACCCCCUUGGAUUGGCUCUCAAGAGCUCCAUGAAUAUGAGGAGGUAGGAGGUCCUAGGAGAUUGGAGGAAAUGGGACCACUCUAUGAUGAAUGGAAUGCCAACUAUGAACCAUGGAUCAAUGAAUAUGCACAUGCCUACCAAGGGAUUGGAAGAUGGCCAGCUGCCUCCGCAAAGACAGCACCGAUCUAUGACUCUGUGGCAAACUAUCUGCCCCUGGACACAGAGCUGCCUUUUGAGCAACAAGGGGAACUAGUCUAA